AUGGCCGCCAAGGCGCUGCUGGCCACGUGGCGCACCGCGCACGAGGUGCCCAGCGCGGAGUUCGUGGUGCUGGACGACGGCAGCAGUCAGGACAUGACGGUGCUGGCCAGGGUCGCGGAGACCUUGCAGUCCCUGUUCGGCACCAGGAUACAGAAGUGGCGGGCGCCAGAGCCUAUGCAGUAUACAGUCGCGAACACGGUGGCCCUGAGGCUCGCGUCGGGCACCUACGCGUGCCUGAUGAACAGCGACGUGUUCCCGUUGCCAGGGUGGCUGGCGGCGGUCUACCACACCAUGAGGUCGUUCCCUGGAGCGGGUAUUGUCGGGCCGCUGCAGGUGAACCCGAGUGGUCGUGUCAUGGAGGCUGGGGGCACAGUCUUCAGGCAGGGCCACCCCUACAAUAUAGGGCGUCGCUCGUGGCCCUGGGAUCUACCCUACCUGCACUCGCACGUCGUGGACUACAUCAGCGCAGCCUGCAUAAUGUUCAAUCGGACGGAGUUCCUGGGACUCGGCCUCUUCGAUCCCCAGUUCGCGCCAGCAUACUUCGAGGAUACCGACGCAGGGCUGACUAUGCGCCGAUCGGGGAAGUUGGUAGUCUCAAUGCCCUUGGCAGUUGUAGUGCACUUAGAGGGUGCAUCAUACACCGACGCCAGUAAGCAGGAGCAGAUGCAGAAGAACCAGGAGAAGUUCGAGGUCAAGCACGCGAACGUGACAGAGUUGCACUGCCCGUCUCCGAGGGGCUGGGCCCAGACCUGCGGGGAGAUCAAGGAUGUGCAGAGGGCCACGUACUUCAACACGAUCCGGCGCCAGGGCACCCAGGUGCUCGUGCUUGACUUCACCCUGCCAGAGGCGGACCGGGACUCGGGGUCGGUUCGGAUGCUGGAGCUCCUGGAAAUCAUGGUCCGUGCGGGCUACGGGGUGACGCUGCAGCCGGAGUCCGGGCAGAGCUUCCUGAAGUACGUGCUGCCGCUCCUGGCCCUGGGGGUCCACGUCCUGCCCCCGGGGUCGCUGGGCCAGAUGUCGGGGCAGGGGGCUGGGGCCAGCCACGAGCUCUCCAUCUGCCCCUGGCAGGUCGCCAUCUUGUCCCGCCGGGCGGUCUUCAAGGCCGCGAUCGAGCCGCUGAGGAGGGUCUGCCCCACGGUCCCACUGAUCUACGACACCGUGGACCUGCACUUUGUCCGCGAGCGGCGGUCGGUGGAGCUGGCGCUGGCGACUGGGGACACGGCCCCGGUGUUCUUGGGCGAUACGUUCGUCGACGUGCACAAGACGUCGAAGGAGAAGGUCGAGCAGCUGCUCCAGUCUGGCGAGGAUCUGGAGGUAGGCUUCAUGCGGAUGUCCCAGUACGUCCUCGUGGUCGGCAGCGGGGAGGUGGACGUCGCCGCCAAUAAGGCCGGCAAGUCGAAGGUGCGGCUCCUGACCAACAUAUACCCGGACCCGGAUCCCAGUAUCACGGGCCUCCCUUUCGAGGAGAGGACAGGCGGGCUGUUUGUAGGCAGCAUGUGCCACACGCCGAACAUCGACGCAUCGAAAUUCAUCAUGCGGGAAAUCUUGGGCAAUCACUCGGUAUUCCCAAGAGGCUUCAUGCACAUGGUGUGGUCUGGCACCAGCAGGUGCGGGGCGCUGCUCGGCAACAUGCUCGAGGAGGCUAAAGCACACCCGCUGAUCACGCUGCACCUGGACGUCACCAACGAGGAGCUGUACAGUCUGCACAUGAGCACCAAGUUCUUCCUGGGGGCUCUUCGCGUUGGCGCAGGAGUAAAGGGGAAGCUGUGCCAUGCCCUCCUCUACGGCUUGCCCAUCAUUGCCAGCGAGGUUGCGUCGGAGGGCAUGUUCCUGCAGCCCGAUCUGAAUGUGCUGUCCGCUUCGUCUCCGGACAGCUUCGUCAGCAUGAUUGGGAGGGUGAGCUCGAACAAAACGCUGUGGCACGAGCUACGCCGGGAGGGCAUGCGAGUCAUCGAGAAGCGCUUCAGCCGCAGAGCUGCGCGCGACACUCUGACAGAGAUCUUCACCGCGCUCGGCAUCGUGCCGCGCGUCGCCGACACUGGCAGCAGCUUUCGGGCGCUGACGACUUGGGAGUGUCCACUGCCAGAGGAUCUUGGUGGGAAGAAAGGUCUUUUUCCCGGUCGCAUGGAGGCGGACUGCUGGUCAGGCAGAAACAACCCCUGGUUCAUAUUGCCUCCGCCCGAGCCUUAUAGGGAUGAGUUCCUGCGGGACCACAUACCGAGGCCGACGGCGAGGCCCAUGGUACCGCGUUCAUGCCCAACGGGGGGAACGCCUACGUCACAAAGACCUUUCAUAUAUCACCAUAUUGUCAAGACUGGCGGUCUUAGUAUCAGGCGAGUUGUAGCCGAGGGUGCGGCUUCGCACGGCCUGACCACCGCCAUACCUUGUGUGGGCACCACCAGCUGCCAGUGCAAUAUCAUGUACAACACUCCGCUGUCCCAGACGUCCACCUGCAUGGAGUCAGACCAGUUCAAGAGCGCAGCGGUGUACCUGGGGCACUACGCGCCACUGCCCUUGGCCCGGCUCAACCCCACCGAUAGCGUGGACAAGUUGUGCUUUGUCAUGGUCCGGAGGCCGAUCGACAGGGCCGUGGCGCACUACGCCAGGUUUGGGGUUGUGGACCAGUUCAACGGCCAGGACAUGGAUAAACUCACGCUUAGCGACCUGGACCUGGCGGUGCGCCGCACAGGCGGUGGGGAGUACAUGACCAGGUACCUGGGAUGCGUCGACGAGGAACAGUGCAGCGAGGCGUUGCCAUCCAUCACGCGCAGCGCAAAGGCGGAGCUCCGCAGGUGCCACGUGGGCCUCACGGACCAGUUCAAGACAACUCUGGCUUACUUGAAGAUACUGCUGCCCUGGCUCGAUCUGGAGUCGAUUGCCGAUAUCCACGCGCGCCCUGCGUCAUAUGUUGAUGGGAAAGAGCUGAUGCAGAGGAUGAGGGAGACAGAGAGGGGAGACGCGAUGCUGCGAUGGUACGCCCCGGACCAGAAUAUCUACGACUACGGCAGGGGGCUCUUUUUCAACCAGACCAGGCACGCGAUCAGAUGCUACGGGGAGAAGGCCGAAUCCGAUGAGACCAAGAGUUUGAGGCUGCUGCGAACCGUGUCCCGGAAGGUGCGGCGAAAAAGCGAGGAUCACAAGUGGAUGGUCGCGACCUGCGUCGAGAGGGCGGUCUGGUGCCGACAGGACGUCUUCCAAGACAUGUGCACGUGCUCCCUCGAGGAGAGCCAGUGA
This is a messenger RNA of Prorocentrum cordatum, 3234 nucleotides long. The record is from the annotation of a GenBank genome assembly. NCBI's taxonomy places the organism in Eukaryota, Dinophyceae, Prorocentrales, Prorocentraceae.